Molecule: messenger RNA, 1341 nt
Organism: Macrosteles quadrilineatus (aster leafhopper)
Lineage: Eukaryota; Metazoa; Arthropoda; Insecta; Hemiptera; Cicadellidae
Product: gastrula zinc finger protein XlCGF7.1-like
Exons: 1
Coding region: 228-1034 (268 amino acids)
Biological process (GO): regulation of transcription by RNA polymerase II
Molecular function (GO): DNA-binding transcription factor activity; RNA polymerase II cis-regulatory region sequence-specific DNA binding
Source: RefSeq, a predicted model, not a curated record
AUACAGUAAAAGAAUACAAAAAGACGAGAGAAAAAGACUUAUCACUCAAGUAUAUUGAAAAUAAGCACAGGCAAAGCAAGAUUUGACUACGAGAAGAUUUAAUGUUGAAUGAGAGAUUAGCCUAUCAUGAGGUUAGCCUACAAACAAUGUUACUAUUUAAAAUACAUACAAACCACUCUGAUUUGUUGAGUUUAUUGAUUAGUUACUAGAUUUAUGUGAUAAACUACAUGGAAAUAAAAAGUGCAAGAGUAGAAAUGUUAACUCACACUAAACAUUUUCCCAACUAUUACAAGUGUCCAAUAUGUGAGCAACGCUGUACAACUCUAUACACAAUGAAGGAUCAUAUAUUAUAUCACACAGGAGAGCGGCCCUUUAAAUGUUUACUAUGUGAACAAACGUUUUUGAAACGAUAUAAGGUAACGCGACAUUUAUUGUCUCAUACAGGAGAGAGACGUUACAAGUGCUCUACAUGUGGAAAAUCCUUUGCAGACAAAGGUAAUAUGAAGAAACAUUUAUUGAUUCAUACAGGAGAGAGGCGUUACAAGUGCUCUACAUGUGGAAAAUCCUUUGCAGACAAAGGUAAUAUGAAGAAACAUUUAUUGAUUCAUACAGGAGAGAGGCGUUACAAGUGCUCUACAUGUGGUAAAACCUUUGCAUUAAAAAGAAAUAUGAAGAAACAUUCAUUGGUUCAUACAGGAGAGAGACCUUACAAGUGCUUUACAUGUGGAAAAUCCUUUGCAGACAAAGGUAAUAUGAAGAAACAUUUAUUGGUUCAUACAGGAGAGAGGCGUUACAAAUGCUCUACAUGUGGAAAAUCUGUUACAACCUUAGGCAGUAUGAAGACACAUUCAUUGGUUCAUACUGGAGAGAGACCUUACAAGUGCUCUUCGUGUGGAAAAUCCUUUACAACCUUAGGUAAUAUGAAGAAACAUUCAUUGGUUCAUACUGGAGAGAGACCUUACAAGUGCUCUUCAUGUGGAAAAUCCUUUACAGCCUUAGGUAAUAUGAAGAAACAUUCAUUGGUUCAUACAUGAGAGAGACCUUAUAAUUGCUCUACAUGUGGAUCAUUAACAAACUUAGGCAGUAUGAAGAGACAUACAUUGGUUCAUACACGGGAGAGACCUUAUAAGUGCUCUACAUGUGGAUCAUUUACAACCUUAGGCAGUAUGAAGAGACAUACAUUGGUUCAUAGACGAGAGAGACCUUAUAAGUGCUCUACAUGUGGAUCAUUUACAACGUUAGGCUGUAUGAAGAGACAUACAUUGGUUCAUACAGGGGAGAGGCCUUACAAGUGCAAGAAUUGAAUUUAAAAAAAUGAAAAACCCUUUAUAACCAACGGCA